Messenger RNA from Trypanosoma theileri, 7893 nucleotides. RefSeq lists its product as uncharacterized. The transcript has a single exon. The coding region runs from base 1 to 7893 and encodes 2630 amino acids. Lineage: Eukaryota; Euglenozoa; Kinetoplastea; Trypanosomatida; Trypanosomatidae. The record is from RefSeq and is a predicted model, not a curated record.
AUGUUGCACUUCCGUGCAGUUAAUGCCUCAUUGUACGGCGAUGAUGAUAAUAUUAAUAUUGAUAAUAAUGAUAAUAAUAUUAAUAACUAUACAGUGCCCCUCACAACUCCACCCGCAUGGCGUCCAUUCAUUCAACUCACAAAAGAAAAGAAUCCAACAAAAACAACAGAUGAGAUAUCAACAUCAAUCUCAACAACAACAGCAGUAUAUGAGAGGAUUGUGGGAGUGGAGUUUUUGGGCUCCACGUACACUUCACUGCCCCUACACGAAACGGUAUUCAUGACUGGGAAGUCUACUAAUAAUAAUAAUAAUAAUAAUAAUAAUAAUAAUAAUAAUAAUAAUAAUAAUGGCAGAACGACGACAACAACAAUAAUAAGAGAAGAAAAAAAAGAGAAAGUAGACGAUGGAGAAGAUUGGACAUUGGUGUAUUUCUUUACACUUCUCAUUGCCUCUUGUAAUGGGAAAGAUACAUCUAUUGAGGCGGUGCGGUGUGUAUUUCGGGAUAUAGAUAGUGAAUAUCCAUCGACUGAGUCUAUACACACAUCUACACAAGCAGAGAAGAAAGAAAAAAAAGAAGAAGAAAAAGAAAAGAAGAAUCCACUAUCCCAUUCUCAACAAAAACAACAAUCUUCUUCUUUUUCUUUUUCUUCUUCACCAGAUAACAAUUUCUCUAUUGAGGGAAUGUUAGAUCGUGAACCGGAUCUCUUAUUACAACAAUUAUGGAAAAGAUUAGGGGAUAUGAAUAUAAAGGAUAUCUCUCCUUUAAAGGCUACUGGAUUACAUACACAAUCAUCCUUAUCCCAAUCUAUAUCUACAUCUAUACAAAGAAUAGAAACUUUUGCUAUUCUCGAUCGUACCCCAUUAUUUUUACAUACAGGGAUAUUAGAUAUUGUUCAGGCAAGUGUAACGACAACAUUUAUGGAAGAUACAAUAAUGAUGACUAAAUCUCUUCUUUCGACUACAGUAUAUACACAACCCAAAGAAGAGGAAAGUUCUUCUUUUUCUAUGAGAAGAAGUGAUCCGGAUGUGUUUCUCUCCUUUACCGAACGGCUGGAUAUUCAAACAGCCACUGCAGCAAUGCCGGAUUCACAUAAAAGAGAAAGACGUUCUUUUGCAAGUCUUCGUCGAUUUAUAAAUCGUUUACAAAAAAAACAACAACGUGAAAAGUCUUUGCAGAAUACAAUAAACUCAACCAUAUCCACACUAGGAGGAGAAGGAGAAAACGAAAAAGAAAGAGAAAGAGAAGAAGGAAGAAAAGGAAAUAAAUAUGUACAUACAGCUUGUAUAGAUGCCUCUAUGAGGAUAACACCUUAUCGUUAUUUUGUUUGGCUGCAUGUUGUGGGAACAGAUAUCUUUCAUGAGGCUACGGUUACUACAAAGAUUCACAUUCCACGAUCUACAGAUAAACGAAAUUUAUCAACAACAACAACUAAUUCUACUACUACUAAUCCUCUUAAUAAUAAUAAUAAUAAUAAUAAUAAUAAUAAUAAUAAUAAUAAUAAUAAUAAUAAUAAUAGUAACAACAGUAUCUUUACAAAGAUUCACAUUCCACGAUCUACAGAUAAACGAAAUUUAUCAACAACAACAACUAAUUCUACUACUACUAAUCCUCUUAAUAAUAAUAAUAAUAAUAAUAAUAAUAAUAAUAAUAAUAAUAAUAAUAAUAAUAAUAAUAAUAGUAACAGUAUCUUUACAGCUGGGAAUCCUACGCAUUUAGCCUCAACAACAUCAAGUUUAAAAUCGGCGGAAUCUACUUUAAGAAGUGAGACCAUAACAUCAUCCUCAUCAUUAUCAUCAUGGUUUACAAAAAAACGAACUAUUAUCCCAACAACAACAACAACAACAACGAUAUCUUCUUCUUCACCAAGAGGAGGAAUAACAACAGCAACAACAACAACAACAAUAACAACAACAACAGAGGAUGAAGAGUAUAAAGAGGAUCCAAGUACUAUUGUUACUCCACUGCAAGGACCAGAAGGGGAAACACAAUACAAUACAUCUAUGAGUGAGGCUUUACAUGUUAACAAGGAAAAACAUAUACCCAUCACUAUACGAAUACCCGCUAAUGCGUUUUGUCAAAUGGGAUAUUUCUUACGGCGUAAAUAUAUAAAUACAGAGAAGGAACGUAAAGGAACCGUUAAUACCACUUCGUAUUGGAUAUCUGCAUGUGAUUAUGCCCAACAAGGACUUCAGGUAAAGGAAGUCUCCUAUGUGAGAAACACUAAUAAUAAUAAUAAUAAUAAUAAUAAUAAUAAUAGUAAUAGUGGUAGUGGUAGUGUAUCCUUUGAUGGGAAGAAAACGCGAUUGGCAAAAACAAAACGUAAAGCCGGUCACUAUCUAUAUCGUCAAGAACAAGAAGAAGAAAAAGGAAAAGAAGAAAAAUGUAAAGGGAAACAUUUACCUUUAUUUCCAUUUGGAAAAGUAGAAGUACGAUCCGCCGCACAAUGGAGUUUAGCACAAUAUCAACAAUGGCAUCAUUGGGAUCCCGUCACUCAACGUCUCUCCUUCUGGGCUGCAUUUCCAACAUAUGAUAAGAUGCGAAUUGUGGCUUUUAACGGUCAUCCAGAUCAGCGUCGAUGUGAGUUUGAACGUAAUCUUCCACGUAAACGUCGUAUCUUUCCUUCUCUUUAUCAUCAAGGUGUGGAAGUGCAAACAAGAACACAUUCUGUUUCUCCUCUCGCGAUGGAUGCACUUUCAGUAGAGAGAGGCUUUGGUAUGGAUAGUAUUAAUAGUAAUAGUAAUAAUAAUACUAAUUCUACUACUAAUACUAUUAAUACUACUAAUACUAUUAAUAAUAUUAAUACUAUGAAUAGUAACAGUAAUGAUGGCAAUAGUACAUUUACGCAUGAUGGUUGUUGUUGUUGUGGGACUCCAUUGUGUGAACCGUGGGGAGCCGCCUGCAGUUCUGCGAUUUCACGACUACACAUGAAUCUCAUUCCUAUUCAAUAUGAAGAUGGAGUGCAGGAUUCUAUUUUAUGUGAACAGUUUUUCCUUUCUCAACCCGCCUUUAUCACAACAAAUACAACUAAUACUAAUAAUAAUAAUAAUAAUAAUAAUACUACUAAACCCAUUACGCAAGUGUGUGAGUUUGGAUUGGAGGGGAUUGGACAGAGUAGUAGUGAUGAAAAGAAUGAACAUCAUAUUCACAAACAAAAAGAAGAGGAGGAAGAAGAGGAAAAAGAAGAAGAGGAAAAAGAAUCUGAAUUGAUAACUGGGAAUGAUAAUAAUAACUCCAAUAAAAGAAGUGGACAAGUGUUAUUUAAACUCCCAGAUGCCUUAAAGACACAUCCUCCUCCUCCUCCUUCUUCUUCUUCAAUGAUGAUGAUAAUGGGACCUCCUGCUAUUCUUUGCAGUAUUACGGCUCUUCGUAAUUACGUGGAUGCUCUUCAAAUCACAAUACCACUUACAAAAGAGGAACGUCAAUACAUUACAUAUGACUCACGGGUGUGUUUUCUCUCAAUGAAUGGAAUGAUUGCAAUUUAUUUACCGGGUGUUUGUAUUCAUUAUAUAGAUAUCCAUCAUAAGGAUUCACCACCACGUUAUUUAUUUGGUGUACGUCUCUUUCAUCCCGCAUCUACAUUAUUAUCAACAACAACAACAAUGAAAAGAUCUCUCAUGGGAAAAAGAAUACAAACUACGAAUACUAAUAUUACUAAUACUAAUAUUACUAUUACUACUACACCAUUGGUAUCUCUUCUUCCUAUACCAUUGGGUCAUUGGUUGUAUAUACCAGGAACAGUUAUGUUGUUUGAGGCCUCUCUUAACUCUAUCUCUAUAUGGAGAUUUGUGCAGCGAUGGUUAACACGACGACGAUCUUGCCGUAUACAAGCCUCUGGUAUUCCUUCUUCUUCUUCUUUGGCAACGAUGCUGAAUGGAAUGAAUACAAUGAAUAACACACAAACUAUUUCUUCAGAAGAAUCCUUUCCAUUACGUGAGACAUCCCCACAUCCACAUUUCACAUCUACAGAGGCGGAAGACUAUCAUGAGAGUUCUUCUAUACAUCCAACGGUGUUAGCGGCUGUAUUGGAUCCCACUCCACUUCAUCAUGCCUUGCAUGUGGCUCUUACACAUUUACAACCAUUAAGAAGAAAAGGAGGAAGAGAAGAAGGAAGAGAACUAUGUGAUGAUGGUAGUGAUCCUAAUAGGGAAAUGAAAAAGCUAAAGAAUGAUUUACAAGGAAAUGAAUCUAUUUCAUCAUGUUCAUCCUUUUAUUGGAAGUGGGAAAAUAUAUGGGCAAUGCGGGAUAAACAAUUAGAAAAGAUGUUUCGUCAAUUUAUUACCGUAGGGGAUAUAUGGGAAGAUAUUUCUAUAGAGUUUAUUUCAACCGUUAUUAUUAGUGAGGCUUAUGCACGUACACGAGCCGCAUGUUCUUGGCGACCUCCACAGAAAUGUAAAGAUACAGUCACUACUACUACUACUAGUAAUAAUAAUAAUAAUAAUAAUAAUAAUAAUAAUAAUAAUAAUAAUAAUAAUAAUGACAGUAAACACACCUCUAUGAAUACCACUAAGAGUAGUAGUCAUUCUACCUGUGUAGAUGAUAUCAUGUCAUGUAAUCCUUAUUAUGUGUGUUUACCAAUGUGGAAUAUAGAUGGAAUGGCAGCAGAGGAAUCUCAUUAUCGUCGGGAAGUAACAAGUUUCUACCGCUCUUGGCGUCAAUAUCAACAACAACAACAACGAGAAUAUCAACAACAACAAUCUAAAUGGGAAGAGAAUGAAGGAUUGGCAUCUACAACGACAAUGUAUUUACAAAGAAACUCAUCCGUUAGUAAUAGUAAUCAUCAUCAUCAUCGUCAUCGUCGUUGUGGUCUUAACAGUACAUUUCCACCCACACGUUCCAAGUCUCCCAUGAUUGAUAUUACUUCUCUACAAACAACAACAACAAAAACAAAAACAAAAACAACAACAACUGCAGAUAUUUCUCUACCAGGAUCAGAGUCAAACUUUAUGUUCACACGUCAUUCAGAAUUACCAAAAAACAACACAACCAUUAUAUUAGAAGAUCGAGCCACUUCUGUAUGUCUACGACCCUCAUUAUCAUCAUCAUCAGAACAAUAUCAACAACAACAACGAUCUACUACACAUCAAAGACGACAAAGUGAAAGUGAACGAAAAUCCACUCUUCUCUCUGCACUUCUUAUACAUACAGUGAGUUUACGAGAUGGGAGUUGGUCUAAACAACAGUGCCAUAAUACUGUGCCGGAGUGGUGGCUUUCUCGCCGUGUUUCCCCGUGUCCACUUCCACCGCAAUUCUUACCACCGCCGCACACACAAUUAUUAUUUACAUCUAGACAUGCAAUAGAUGCAGUAACCGCAGCAGCAACAACAGGGAUAAUAUCAUCAUCAUCAUUAUCUUCAUUAUCUUCAUCAUCUUCUUCAGGGAGUAAAAAAGGGAUAUCAUUAUUUAGUCGUUUAAAGGCUAUGUUUUCCAAUACCAGUACGAAUACAAAUAUUAUGAGUUAUGGUAAGAGUAAAUGUAAUGUAAAUAGUAAGAGUGGGGCGGCAAGUUCAUUGUUUUUAUCUUCUUCCUCUUCAUCUUUAUCUUCUACAGUAUCAUCAAUGACACCGGUGUCGCGUAUGUCACUUCCAAUAAUGGAAAUCACUUCAACUUCAAAUGAGGAUUGGAUGGCUAACAAUAUAAUGGAUAUUCAAGAUAAUUAUACUACUACUACUACUACUACUACUACUAAUAAUAAUAAUAACAAUAAUAAUAGUGCCGUAAAUAACGGUAUGUUCGUUAACAGUUCAAGAAUAAAUAGUACUACAAUGUCUAAUAAGAAUAUGACCUCUACUUUUGUUGCUGGAGAUAUAAACCAUCCCUUUGAGGAAGAAGAAGAAGAAGAGAAAAAGAAAAAGAAGAAGAGCAAUAUCAACAGUCGUCAUUUCUCAUCUAAAGAUUCAUCAUUACCAGAAACUACACCUGUGUUAUUAUAUAAUGGUUUAUCCUGUGGAACUGCCUUUGCAGAAGCGGUUCUACACAAAUUACAGUCUACCGCAUGUCCAUCAUCUUCAUCUACUAAUACUAAUACUACUACUAAUACUUCUCUGCGUUUCCCACCGACUGGAUCUCCAGAACGAGAGAAUAAACAUCUACACAAAAUGUCUAAUGUUGGUGGUUCUCCUUAUGCAGAUUCAUGGAUUACAUCAUCACAUGCCUUAACGACAUCCUCUACAUAUUCAUUUGCCUCAUGGGCAGUGGCGUAUGCAAUCUCUUCUACAGGCAUUACGGCACGAUUGGCACCAUUAGCCCUUUUGUAUGAUGCCGCUAUCGCCUCCGUAAUCCACACACUUGUUCAUAUUAUUAGGAAUGAUUCUUCUUUUCCUGUGGAAUCGGCAACGGAUGAUAUUGCCUCUCUUCUUCCUUCUCAUGAGAAGAAGAAGAAGGAGGAGGAGAAAACUUCAGAGUUUCAACCGAACUUAUCAGAGAAAGAAGAAAAAGAAAAAGAAGAAGGAGAGAAAUCAACAUCUAUACCUACAACAAGAGUGAAUAAAGUAUGGGAUUCACCAUCCCCAGCACGAUGGAGUUUACUGCAGAAACUCUCACUCGCAUUAGAGCGUCUUGGUAUUCCACCCUCCUCUGAACUCUUACGGAGUGUGGCCUGUGAAAGUGUUCAAUCACUGCCAACACGUCUACUGGCCGCUGGAAUGCAGUGUGGGGCCAUUAACGGAGCUGAUCUCUUAUUACUUCUCCAACAACAUUCAACACUGGCAACACAUAUAUAUACAAACAUUGAACCCUUUAUACCUCUACAGCAACAGCAACAGCAACAACAGCAAAAAGAGUAUAUAGAGAGAUUAAGGAUUUCUGCGGCAGAGAGAGUGUAUGAUAUAAUGAGUCCAAUGGGAGAGCAAAGGAUGAUAGAUACUACUAGAGAAUUAGUGUCGCCAUGGGGUUUCGUCCAAUGUAAUACUACUAAGCAUAAUAAUAAUAAUAAUAAUAAUAAUAAUAAUAAUCAUUAUACGCGAAGUGGGUACACGGAUGCAAGUUCUCCCAUUCUUUCACUUGAAGCGACGAACUAUCCAGCAUGCCAGGAACGUAUGUUGUUAUGUGAACUCGUCAUGAACGCUUCCUCUUUUUCGCAGAAUGAAAUCCAAAACGCUAUCAUUGCCAAUACGAAUAAUACUACUGCUAAUACUAUUAAUAAUAGUACUAAUAAUAAUAAUAAUAAUAAUAAUAAUAAUAAUAAUAAUAAUAAUAAUAAUAAUAGUAAUGUAGUUGUUUUUGGUUCUCCCUCAUUAGUACGGGAUACCAAGCGACACAUCUUGGCCGCAUUGGAUCCAGGACCAUUCCUACAAACUGGUAAUGAGUGGAUUAUUCCUCUUGAUACGGAUUUUGCAUCUCUCUUUCCACCUUUUCGAAUGUGGUGGGAAAAGAAACAAAAGAAUAAACAGUUUAAUUCAAUGUUAACAAUAACAACAGGAUCAGGAUCAGGAGGAGGAGUACUCUCUGGGAGGAGUAGAAGUCAAACCUCUGAAGUCCAACAUCAAACCACCUCUACACUAUUGGGGGACUUAUCUCCCCUGUUAACGAUGUUAACACUGAAACCUGAACAAAAUGCACCUAUUCAUUCCCUCUCUUCCUCUUUAACAGAAGUCAAAAAGAAGGAAGAUGUGGAAAAGGAGAAGGAGAAGGAGAAGCUACUAGUUAAAGAUUCAGAGAAUAACUCUGAAUUGUCUGGAGUCUUUAUACCAAAAGAGUGCCUCACCAGUGAUAACGUUAGAUGUACACAAGAAGAAGAAGAAAAAGAAAAAGAAGAAAAAGGAGGAGGAACAACAGCUAUGAUACCAUUUGUACCGAUCUUACUUGCUACAACAUCAUUAGGUCAUACGGUUGCGAAGGAAAGAGCCAAAGCAGCCAUGUCAGUAUCGUUGGAUCCUUUUUUCAUGAAUGAUUGA